Molecule: messenger RNA, 1134 nt
Organism: Osmerus eperlanus (European smelt)
Lineage: Eukaryota; Metazoa; Chordata; Actinopteri; Osmeriformes; Osmeridae
Gene: tlcd4b
Product: TLC domain containing 4b
Biological process (GO): lipid homeostasis
Cellular component (GO): endoplasmic reticulum; membrane
Source: RefSeq, a predicted model, not a curated record
UUGGCGUCAUUACGAGUCACUACGAGCUGUCAAUGCCAAAAUAUAACGGGGAAAACUUUGUUUUUAAAUCAAAUCUGGAAACUUGUCUCGAUUUGGAAAAUAAACUAGGAUCAAGAACUCUCCAGGGACUGUAUAUUGGUUAUGCAUUUUUGGCGUUGCCCCUUGCUCCCGAGGACGCUCAAUGCUAGUCAGUGACAGUGGGAUUCUGCUACUGCUAGCAAGCUGUAGCCGACUUGCUAAGUUAAGAAAGUGAAGACGGCAGCUAAACAGAAGCUAGAUCUACUUAUACAGACCUAUGCAACUGAUAUCAGGUGAGUGAUGGAGACGAGAGAGUUGAGCGUGGUGGCUGGCAGCUUUGUGGGGUUCCAGUUGAUGUUCUCGGUGGCCAGUCCCCUGCUCUCGGCUGUCAUCACCCCUAGUUACGGAAGCCUGCCCACCACCAAGCUCACCGAGUGGAACUCCAGGUUGGUGUCCACUGUCCAUGCCCUGAUCGUGGGCCUGUUCUGUCUCUACAUCCUGUGGUUUGACGACGUCGUCAACGCGGAUCCCGUCUGGGGGGAUCCCAGUCUAGUGAAGCUUAAUGUUGCUAUAACCUGCGGUUAUCUACUCUACGACCUGGUGCUGCUGGCCGAACUGAGCACCAUGGGGGACGGCUUCUUCAUCUGUCACCACCUGGCGGCGCUCUACGCUUACGGCUACGUCCUGACUCGCGGCGUGCUUCCAUAUUUUGCCAACUUCCGCCUCAUUUCAGAACUAUCGACGCCUUUCCCCUCUCCCAGGUGGUUCUUCGAAACCCUCAAGUACCCGCGCUCCGACCGGCUGGUGUGCGCCAACGGCGUCGCAUGGCGUGGUCUUCUCGUGGUGCGCAUCGUCGUCAUGCCUCCCUACUGGCUGAGUGUGUUCGCCACGUUUGGCACGCCGCGUUUCGAGCGGCUGGGCCUGGCGGCCCAGGUGUCCUGGAUCACGUCCUGCAUCGUGGACAUCCUGAACACGGUGUGGAUGUACAAGAUCGCCCGCGGCUGCUACAAGGUGAUGAAGGGCGCCGGGCGCAAGGCCAAGGUGGAGGACGCCCCAACGGACAAGCAGAACAAAGUCAACAACCACACAGACUGAGGGACUGCAGGGAGGACGGGC